Trametes versicolor FP-101664 SS1 is the source of this 457-nucleotide messenger RNA. RefSeq lists its product as uncharacterized. The annotation marks the transcript as partial. The transcript has a single exon. The record is from RefSeq and is a predicted model, not a curated record. NCBI's taxonomy places the organism in Eukaryota, Fungi, Basidiomycota, Agaricomycetes, Polyporales, Polyporaceae.
AUGCACGACACGGACGGUCGGCUCCACGCCAACGGCCUCCGAUCUGACCUGAUUCUGCCCCAAAUCCCCGCCCUGCACCCCGACGGCCUCUCUCGCUCUCUCGCCGACGCAAAUCCUCACGCCGUUCUCCUACCCUCGCCCCUUCCCCACAUCCCGAGGCAUCCCCCCAAGCCUCCACCCCGCAAGCCCUCUAGGCGUCCUUCCACAGCCUCCUCCGCAGAGGACAAGUACAACAUCCUUCCUCCCGUCCAAGGCAUGGGCGAUGUCUCGCCCUCAGCCUGCUCUCCGCUCUCCGACUCCUCCAGCUAUGGCGGUAGGGCGUGGUCCACCAGCUCCCGCGGCCACCAGUCCUCCGUGUCCGCGCCGAUCGACGACGCAGCACUGCAGGAGAUGAACAAGAGAGCGCACGCCGCCGUAGCAGGUCUCCGCGCAGAAGCGUCCCGUCUCUCAGGCCUAG